UUCACGCUCAAAUCCACUUUGACGGCUCAUUCGCGUACUCAUUCUGCCAAUGGUAACAAAACUGUGUUGUGUGAGCUUUGCAACGGCCUUUACUCAUGCCGGAACACGCUUCGAAUCCACAUGAGAAUUCACACAGGGGACAAACCCUUCAAGUGUCCGGAGUGUAAUUUGUUCUUCCGGACAACCGGUCACCGACAAUUUCACCUCAAGAGUCACCGCAAAGCUGCCCAGGCAGUCGGUAAACCCGGUGCGAUCCGUACAGUGUCUUCUGCCGCCAACAAGAGGAAAUUAAAAGCUAAGUCGAACAAACAGCGAGUGUCGAACGGAGACAUAGAUUCUGUAGCUCAUCUGGCGAAAGUCAUCGCGAUAUCUGUUGACCUGUCAAAUCAACACAAUUCUUUGGGCGAUCAAAGUGGAUCCCUGGGCAAUUUGACUGUGAAAUUCCACUUAGACGAAGCCGGCAAUGUCCAAUUGCCAACAUUGGACUCGACUACGUUGCUGGACUUGAGGGACUUGAGCGAUCUUUUCCUGACCCAGAGCGAUGGACAGGUCAAAGGGAUCGCAUUGACUCAGGAGAUGAAUUUGUCGCAUCUGUUAACCGUGAGCGAGUCUAACCGGGAGGAGCUGAGCAGGAAUCUUAUGAACUCUGAAUCCGGUUUGCGAGUUUUGACGGGGAACCACGGAGGAACAAUGCUCGUUUCCAGUUCGCAUGCGGAUCAGCACCAUUCUGAAGUAGAGGAGGGAACGCUAUCCUGCUAG
This is a messenger RNA of Daphnia pulicaria, 759 nucleotides long. RefSeq lists its product as uncharacterized. The record is from RefSeq and is a predicted model, not a curated record. The coding region runs from base 121 to 759 and encodes 212 amino acids. The transcript is spliced from 4 exons. NCBI's taxonomy places the organism in Eukaryota, Metazoa, Arthropoda, Branchiopoda, Diplostraca, Daphniidae.